Messenger RNA from Humulus lupulus (European hop), 2244 nucleotides. Its product is annotated as wall-associated receptor kinase-like 1. Gene Ontology annotation, molecular function: ATP binding; polysaccharide binding; protein serine/threonine kinase activity. Gene Ontology annotation, biological process: cell surface receptor signaling pathway; protein phosphorylation. The transcript is spliced from 3 exons. The record is from RefSeq and is a predicted model, not a curated record. The coding region runs from base 96 to 2207 and encodes 703 amino acids. Lineage: Eukaryota; Viridiplantae; Streptophyta; Magnoliopsida; Rosales; Cannabaceae. Gene Ontology annotation, cellular component: plasma membrane.
UAGAUAAAUUUCUUACUGUUUUUAUUUUUUUAGAUAGGAGACUACGUCAAAGUGAUCAUUAAUAAAGAAGAAAGAAGAAAAUUGUAGUGACUACUAUGCUGAACUACUACUUGUUUGUUAUCAUAACUGGAUGGUUCUUAAUGGCAAGGUCGUCAACAGAACUAGCUAUACUUGGUUGUCCAGAAAAGUGUGGAGAUGUAACUAUCCCAUUCCCAUUCGGAAUUGGAUCGUCCAAUUGUUUUCUUAACAAAUGGUUCGAAAUCUCCUGCCACAACUCUACUACGCCUUUCCUCGAACACACUCAACUACAACUACAGGUACUUAACAUUUCUAUACUUGAUAAUUAUAACGGUAGACCACCAUCGGAAUGGGUUCAGGUGAGAAGCCCCAUCAGUUUCUUCAACUGUGCAAAUAAGACAAGCAAAAAAUCAGCAAAUUUAACAGGAAGCCCCUUCUACUAUUCUUCUGAGAAUGACUUUGUUGCAGUAAGUUGUGGUCUUGUUGCCAAGUACGAAAUAAGGAGUGGUAUCAGCCUCGUCCAGGAUGGGUGCACCAGCAGCAGUUCCACCUGCUCAUCAUCAUCCAAUAGUAGUAAUAAUGUUGAUUUUAGUAAUUGCCACGAUGGCGUUAAAUGUUGUCGUGCUUAUUUCGAAGGUGGUGACAGCUUCAAAAUCUCCAUGGAUAAUGAUUCUAGUACGACUCUUGCAACAAAUCGUGAUAACGAAUAUUGCAAAUAUGCAUUCCUGAUUGAUCGUUAUGAAAUUGAUAAAUACAAAACAUCCCAUGAUUUGGAUUAUUAUGUUCCCGCCCUACUAAGUUGGUCCCUUAACAGUACGUAUUUCGACAUAUUUAAAACACAUGUUAUCCCAACCAGAUCCAGAUCUAGCAGCUUCUACUGCAGCAGCUAUAAUGGUACUUUAAAUUCCUCUCUAGAGAGGAUAUACAGCUGUUACUGCAGUUAUGGAUUUCGAGGGAGUGCGUACAUUCAGGAUGGGUGUCAAGGAGUUGGGAGUGCUCUUGGAGUCUUAGUACUUGUUUUUGGUACAUGGAGACUAUACAAAUUCAUAAUGAAAAGAAAAGAAAUUAAACAAAAGAAAACAUUUUUCAAACGAAAUGGUGGCCUUUUGUUGGAACAGCAAAUACACUCGAGUGAAAACAAUGUCGAGCAAACCAAGUUGUUCGAUGCAAAAGAGUUAGAGAAGGCAACGAAUAAUUUUUGUAUAGACAGAGUUCUUGGACAAGGAGGUCAAGGUACUGUAUACAAAGGAAUGUUGGAAGAUGGAAAGAUUGUUGCGAUAAAGAAGUCUAAAAUAAUUGAUGAAGCCAAACUAUCUGAAUUCAUUAAUGAGGUUGUUAUUCUUACGCAAAUCAAUCAUAGAAAUGUUGUCAAGCUAUUGGGAUGUUGUUUGGAGACAGAUGUUCCACUUCUAGUUUAUGAAUUUGUCCCAAACGGAACGCUUUCUGAGUAUAUUCAUGACAAAAAUGCAGAGUUUCCUUUUACAUGGAGCAUGCGAUUACGAAUUGCAACUGAGGUUGCGGGAGCUCUCUCAUACUUACACUCAGCAGCUUCUUUUCCAAUUUAUCAUCGAGAUGUUAAGUCUACAAACAUACUCCUUGAUGAAAAAUUGAGAGCAAAAGUUGCAGACUUUGGUACAUCAAGAACUAUUUCCUUAGAGCAAACUCACUUGACCACUUUAGUUUAUGGCACAUUUGGUUAUCUAGAUCCUGAAUAUUUUCAAUCUAGUCAAUUUACCGAUAAAAGUGAUGUUUAUAGUUUUGGAGUGAUUCUUGUUGAGCUCUUGACUGGACAAAAAGCAAUAUCUGCAGCAAGAUCAGAGGAAGGAAGAAGUUUGGCGACAUAUUUUAUAAUGACAAUGGAGGAAAAUAGCAGUAGUCUGUUCGACAUUCUUGAUGGUCAAGUUCUCAAAGAAGCGCCAAAAGAAGAGAUCAUAGUUGUUGCUGAUCUUGCACAAAGAUGCUUACAUCUGAACGGAAGGAAUCGACCUACCAUGAAAGAAGUAGCAAAGGAGCUAGAAAGGAUACAAGUCAUUGAUAAUAAAGAUUCAAAGGGCAGUCAACAUAAUUAUGAAGAGUUAGCGUAUGCACAACCUGAAGUUAUAGACUACUCUUGGAAUGCUUUCACGUCAUCAACUUUUGAUAGUAAUGCUACUAGCUCCUCGUUGCAUCAAGAAUUACCAUUAUUAUAAGCUCUCAGCUCUCAUUCUCACGCACCCCACUGGUACA